Messenger RNA from Misgurnus anguillicaudatus (oriental weatherfish), 5771 nucleotides. NCBI's taxonomy places the organism in Eukaryota, Metazoa, Chordata, Actinopteri, Cypriniformes, Cobitidae. The record is from RefSeq and is a predicted model, not a curated record.
UCUGAACAAGUGGAGGGGGAAAAUCAAGCGAAGCGGUGGAGGUGGAGUCUUGCGUUCAGAGGGAGGAAAACCAGCAGAACAGCAGGAAAAGAGAAAAAGCACCAGACACAACAACGUCAGGGGGGAGGACGUGAGGAUUAAGCGCGACAAUUGACACACUUGGAAUUAAGAAAAUAGGUGCUGUGAGAAGAGAGGAGAGAGCAAGAUGAUAACGCCCUAUUUCCUGGAAAAUUUCUGGGGCGAAAAAAACAAUGGAUUUGAUGUACUGUAUCAUAACAUGAAACAUGGCCAGAUAUCCAGCAAGGAGCUAGCAGACUUCAUCAGAGAAAGGGCCACCAUAGAGGAGGCAUAUUCAAGAUCAAUGACCAAACUGGCCAAGACUGCUAGCAACUGCUCUCAGCUAGGGACAUUUGCACCAGUGUGGGAAGUGUUUAAACACUCCACAGAGAAACUGGCUCUGUGUCACCUGGAGCUGGUCCGCAAGCUGCAAGAGCUCAUCAAGGAAGUCCAGAAAUAUGUAGAGGAGCAAGCCAAAAAUCAUAAGAAGACAAAGGAGGAAGUGUCGACUACAUUGGAGGCAGUGCAGAAUAUUCAAAGUGUGUCACAGGCAUUACAGAAAAGCAAAGAGAACUACAUCAGCAAGACCCUUGAACAAGAACGUAUGCGGAAAGAGGGAGCCACACAGCGAGACCUGGACAAGGUACACAAACUGAGACAAAUAUAUCCAAUACUUCGUGUGGCUGGAUUGAAGGUCAAGAAAGCCACUGAGUCCUACAAAGCAUAUGUGGAUAAAUAUGCAACCGCAAAGACCGAAUUUGAGCACAGAAUGUCAGAAACUGCACAGAAAUUCCAGGGCAUUGAAGAGGAACACAUCUUGCGUAUGCAGGACAUUAUUCAUUCAUACUCUCAGUCUGUUGAGGAGACGCACACACAGAUCGGAGAGGUGCAACAAGAGUUUGUGAAUAACAUGGAGAACACUUCUGUCGAAAGCCUCAUACAGAAACUUGCAGACAGCAAAGGGACAGGCAAAGAGAGACCAGGACUCAUUGAAUUUGAGGAAUGUAACGUCUCAGUCGCCACCGAAGGUGCCAAACCCAGAAAAAGAAAGACCUUUGUCAUACCAGGUCUGCGAAGAGACAAAGAUACAGAUUCCACUGAAUCGGCAGAAGUAGAAGCUGUUAACGCUUCCAACGGAGCUCCCCCAGGUUUCUAUGGUGCUAUAGAUCUUCAUAACGCAAAUGUGCCUCAGUUGGACGAGGAGGGCUUCUGUAUCCGACCAGAAGUCAACGAGAAUGAUGCCAAAGAGAACUCCUUUUAUUCGUCCAGUGACUCGGAUGAUGAGGACGAGCCAAGAAAGUUUCACGUCAAGAUCAAACCCGUGCAGACCAACAACGGCACCCACCAGCAAAAAGCCACCCUAGAUGAGCUGAAGGCCUCUAUCGGAAACAUCACGCUCUCGCCCACUCCUGCAGUUCAUUUGAAGAGGAACCAAUCCAGAUUGACACGACAACACACAUUCCCUUCUUUUAUCUCAAAGUCAGGUGAUGAGCUGGGACGAACCAAAAUACCACAGCCUUUUUCGAACGAUAGAUUAGCCAAUAAUGACCUGCUGUCUCUGGAUCCAUUUGGCCCAUCCAGCACUGGCUCUGGCUCGUCUGGACCCCACUCAUCAGACUUGGCUUCUCUGUUCCUAUCCUCUUUCUCUACAUCUAUCCCCCUGCAAUUAAAUGAUGAGGUCUUUGAAGACCCAGAAGUGGAUUUACAGCCAGAGCCCAGCUCUCCAUCAGAAGUCAGUCUUGAGGUUGCAGAGCCUCCUGCUUUUCCACUUCCCAGUAAACUUCCUACAUCUAUUGCCAACUCGUUCCCCUCUGUCCCCUCUCUUCCCUCCACCUCUCCUUGGGAGCUCCCCAAUGAGGCUUUUGCCCCAGUCAGUUCCGCCCCGGCUAGAGCUACGAGUGUGCCUCCAGCUCUACAGGCUCCUCCUAAGGACUACACUACCCACAGUCCUCCUCUCAGUGCUCCAGCAACCGGUCCAGAUGCAGUUGCUUCCUGGGCCCAGAGUCAAUGGAUUGCCUUUAAUGAUACCUUUGUGCCUUGUCGUGGACCGUCUUAUCAGGCAGCACGGCCACGGUCUGUGCCCUUGUCUCAACAAACUAAGCUGUUCUCCAGAGGGCCUGCUGCUGACUCCUUUGCCAGCACUGGGAGAGACGAGUUCGCCCUUUCUCAGAAGGAAGCACCAGUGAGAGGAACGCAGGAUGUACCACCUCCAAACAGGCCAACCACUCCUCUGGGCACAGCAACCAUAGUCCCUCCUCCAAGACCAUUAUCACGGCCCAAAAUUCCUGCUGGCAAGUUGACUGGCAUAAAUGAGACCGGCCGACCAUUUAGCCCUCCUAAAGUGUUAAACUGCAGCCCUCCUCCUGCUCCCCUCGCUCGAGCCGAGAGCUCCUCCUCCCUCAGCUCUAACACCUCCCUGAGCGCCAGCAACACACCGACUGUCGAGGACGAUGUGAUCAUGGGGAAACUGCCCACAUUUGAGAAGAGAUGUGAGACACCGGCAGGGACCUCCCGUGGGCCCAGUCCUGUGACGUUGGCAUCCCAUGAUGCAUUGCCCAUUGCUGUAGCAUUCACUGAGUCAGUUAAUGCCUAUUUCAAAGGAGCAGAUCCCAGCAAGUGCAUUGUGAAGAUCACAGGAGACAUGACCCUAUCAUUUCCAAGUGGCAUCAUAAAAAUUUUCACGUCCUCUCCGUCUCCUGCUGUACUCAGCUUCAAACUCUCAAACACUAGCAGACUAGAGCAGAUCAUGCCUAACCAACAGCUACUGCACAGCGACUCCUCCCAGAGCGACACAAACACUAAAGACUUCUGGCUAAACAUGCCUGUAUUGACGGCAUACCUCAGGAAGAGCUCUGAGCAGAACCCUACUGCAUCAUAUUACAAUGUCGACGUCCUCAAAUACCAGGUAUGUUCAAAUGGGAUCCAGUCAACACCUCUGAACCUUGUAGUGUAUUGGAAAUGCAGCCCUACUACCACAGAUCUGCGGGUGGACUAUCAGUACAACCCAGAAGCUAUGCAGCCCCCUGCAGCACUCAGUAACAUACAGGUGUUAGUACCUGUCAGCGGCGGGGUUACUAACAUGCAAUCCCUCCCAACAGCCAUCUGGAAUGCAGAACAGAACAAGUCUUUAUGGAAAUUGAGCGACAUCUCUGAAAAGUCUGAAAAUGAAGGAUCUGGUUCUUUGAGGGCAAAGUUUGAGCUGUCUGAUGGCCCAUCCAUCCCCGCCACAAUGGCUGUUCAGUUCUUCAGUGAGGGCAGCACUUUGUCUGGUGUAGACAUGGAACUAGUAGGCUCUGGUUACCGGCUCUCCCUUAAUAAAAAGAGAUUUGCUACUGGUCGCUAUAUGGCUGACUGCUGAGAUCUGAGCAGAAUAAACACACAGGGAAUCUGGAGGUGAAUUUCUGAUCUAUUCUGUCAAUGCUUCAAAAUGAUAUUUCUGGUGGAUCUUUAGAGGCGAUGGAAAAAGAGGGUGAAGGCCUCUCAUGCUUCUGUUUCCUCUCCACGUUCUGAAUGGUCCAGUUCCAGAGAAGCACCUUUCUGCAGACAAGAGAUUUUUAUACUACAGUAACGUAGCACUGAGUAUCAAACACUGUAAAAAGAAAAAUAAAACAAAAAAAAAACUAAAAAGACGAAACGUCAGGAUAUUGGUGAAUGAAAUCAUUAAUCUUUGAUACUUUUUGAUCUAUUCAGACUUUUAUAAAGUCAAAACGGUAGUGUUUGUUCUUUAUAUGUAUAGUUAACAAUUUGUAAUAUGAAUUAUAUGUGUAUAAACAUACAGAAGCAUAUCUAAGCAAAAAAGGAGAAUACUGCACUAACAAUCUUUCUGUAUAUUUGUGUAGCAUUCAUUCAUUUCUACUUGCAAUCCGCCGAAAAGUGGCUCAUCCGCAGAUUUAAAAAUGCUUUAUUUGUCCAAAAUCCCAUUGGUAAUUCAGCAUUACACAAUAUUUGCUAAAUUCAAUAAUUGUUCCUGCUUUCAUUUGUUUUCUUUUUUUCCCGUCUACAGUAUAUUUCUGUGUUUCUCUUUAUAAAUGUGCAAUGAAGGUUUAAGCUUUCAGAAUGACUUUAAUGGAUUGCUGGUAAAUUUUAGUGCCAUUUUUAACAUUGUCAAGAGAACUUACUAGUUAGUUGUGUGCUUUGCAUAACAGCAAAAGGAAAUUUAAACACUGACCUCAGUGCCUCCUUCCUGUUACUUAAACUAAUUGUACAGCAGAAGCAUUUACAUAUUUAAGUGUGAAAGAGACGAUCUUUCUCCCUUUUUCGAUUUCAGGAUCUCAUAUCAUAUCAUAUAUCUUCCUUUGUUAUUAUUAUUAUUAUUAAGUGCCAGUGCAGUUUCUGAUAAGAUUUUGCUUCUCAGUUGAAUUAAAAGGGAAACCGUAAAAUCGAAAUAUCAAAUUUAGCCUUUGUUCUUUAAACUCCUUGUACCAAAACCCUUGUCCUGUGCCUCUUUGGUCAUGUUUAUAUGCAUUGUCCAGUAUAAGCACAUGCUCAGGCUUUAUAGAUAGAAACCUUGGUGUAAUUUUACCAAAAUAUCCAGCGAAAAAAUCAUCACUGUGAUAUAAAAGCGAACCCUGACUUGAUGACUGUUGAACUUUUAGAGGGAUUUUUGUUGAUAAACAGACCAAAUGUUUUGGAUGUUUGAAUAUUGAGAUGAAUUACAGUGUAGUUUGAUAUCAAUUUCUCAGUUAUUUUAAGGAACAAGGGUACUUUUUUAUGUAUUUCACAUCGUUUGGAGAGUUUUGUAUUUUUGCUUAAGAUAAAUGGCUCAGAUUAGUGAAUGGCUUUGCCAAAUAUUGUCUGAAAAGCACAAUAAGAUGCAGUGGGCCAAUGAAAAUCACAGGGAAGCUGAAAUGUGUGCCUGGUCCCAGAAUCGUCUACCCCCAGACCCCCCAAAUCUACUCUCUUUAAAUAUUGUUUAGUUUUUGUACUACACCGGUUCACCAUCUUUUUAUUCUCAAAUGUUUUUUCUGUAUAUGCUGGAAACCAGUGGAGAGCAUGCAGUGGUUUGGUUGUGAAAACCCUGUUAGCCCCCUUUAAGGGCUAUUUGCCUUGUCCUCUGUGGAAGACCAUGUCUCCAAUGGCUACCUACCCCAAUACAGUACCUUAAACACUAAAAAACACCAAAUGUCAACAAUGAAGGAUCUCUUGAAUCUGGAAACAGUGACAUUUUUUUUAGAAACAUGCCUUGUUUUCACCAGGAACCUUUUUCAAUUGUAGCCUAACAGUUUUGUGAAGUAACAAAGUGAAGAUUUUAUAUACUGAAUCCUCACCAUUUGUUUGUAAUUUUUUUAAGAAUUGUGAUUUUAAUUCAUUUGUAUAAAACUGUGGUGUUGGUAUUACAAGCACAGAGGCAGAAAUCAACUGGUGAACAUCCAGGUCAAUGUAGCUUUCAAAUACAUACAACAAUAUUGCCUUCUUCAGUCCAGGGCUUCUUUAAAAGAAUAUGAACUAAUGGUGUAGUUAGCGAGCUGGUUCUUGCUGCCUCUACAGACAUCACGUGAAUAUUUGAAUAUCAUUCAGAACAUUUUAAAAGGUCUCUUUUAUGUCCACAUUUAAUGAAAAUGUAAAAGAUUUGCGCAAGUAAUUUUUUUUUUACUCACAUAAUGUACAUUUUUACAAAUAUUUCUGCCAUUUUUCUCUGCUUUAUGAUGCUCUGUGUCAGUAAUAAAUGUGUAAUAUAUAUAAAACUAUACAAAUAUAAAAUAUAUUACAGAAUA